Molecule: messenger RNA, 5025 nt
Organism: Crotalus tigris (Tiger rattlesnake)
Lineage: Eukaryota; Metazoa; Chordata; Lepidosauria; Squamata; Viperidae
Gene: FNDC4
Product: fibronectin type III domain containing 4
Exons: 6
Coding region: 555-1187 (210 amino acids)
Molecular function (GO): protein binding
Source: RefSeq, a predicted model, not a curated record
CAGGGACUGGCUUCUGCCGCCUGGGUCUCUCGCAGACUCAAACCAACCAUUGUUUCCUGGGCCGAGGGCGGAGCGCCGGCGCGCGGCCAGGAGGAAGAGGGGGGCGUCCAAGACGCCGCUUGCCCGAUCGACAGUAUUCGGCGGCUCAUGACUUGGCUGGCUGGCAGGAGCGGCGGGGUUGAGUCGACUCUGCCGCUGCCGCCGCCGCCACAGACCCGGUAGCGGAUUUCGGUUACAACAGCAGCAGCAGCAGCAGCAGCAGCAGCGCGGAGCUCCGCUGAGAUUCCCGGCGGCUUUGGGCCCGCCUGAUGGAUCCGCCAAGCGGCGGAGGAGCAGGUGGCGGUUCGGCGCUGAGCUCCGGCGCCACUGCUGACUGGGGGAGCGUGGCGCUCGUCCCUGCUGCGGACACUGCGGUUCCAUCCGCGCGUCCCUCGCCACCUUGAGCGCCCCGGAGACGGCCGUCAAGACCCCUUGUCGCGGGACCCCCGACGAACUCGAAGCCGCGCCGACACCUCGCCCGACUCGAUGAGCAGCUGCUGCAUCUGGCCGCGGUCAUGGCUCCAAUUCCCACGUACCUCAAUCCGGCCGCCGUCCUGGUCCUGGUCAGCUGCGACCUGUGCCUUGUGCGCGCAAAUCGGCCCCCAUCGCCUGUCAACGUGACUGUCACACAGCUGAAGGCAAACUCAGCCACCGUCUCCUGGGAUGUGCCAGAAGGAGACGUCAUAAUUGGCUAUGCCAUUUCACAGCAGCGACAAGAUGGGCAAAUGCAACGAUUCAUCCGGGAGGUGAACACCACAAACAGGGCCUGUGUACUCUGGGAUCUGGCAGAGGAUGCAGACUACAUCAUUCAGGUCCAGAGCAUUGGCCUCCACGGAGAGAGUCAGGCUAGCAAGAGAAUCCAUUUUCGCACGUUAAAGCAAAGUGACCGACUUCCGUCCAACAGCUCAAACCAAGGAGACAUCACAAUGGAGGGGCUGGACAAAGAGCGGCAGCUGCAGACGGGGGAGAUUAUUAUCAUUGUGGUUGUGCUGCUUAUGUGGGCAGCUGUGAUCGCACUCUUCUGCAAGCAAUAUGACAUCAUUAAGGACAAUGAUUCCAAUAAUAAUAAAGAGAAGACCAAGCCUUCUUCAGAACAUAGCACUCCAGAGCGGCCCACGGGGGGGCUACUACGUAGCAAGAUUGCCUGAAGAGAAUCAAGUACCUCCAGUAUAGGAGAAUAAAGGAUAAGUUUUUGCUGACACAUGCUUUGCCUCAUAUUUAUAUCUGUGGCCCAUGUUCAACUUUUCAGUUAAGAAAAGUUUUUAAAUGUGUGCAAUCACUUUACAUUAUCAUUAUCUUGGUAUUAUCAUAUAUUAUCUAUUAUAUCAUCUAUCAUUAUCCUUACCUUAUUAUUUAUCUUACCCUGUGCUACUAAUUGCCAUUUGCUGUUCUAUUAUUCAAAUGCUUUCAAAUGGUGCAAUCAUUUUGCAUGGGCCCAGGAAUUAUUAGCUAUUGGAUGGAUUAAUAAAAUAGUGUGCGAGUGACACUGGAUCAUAUUAAAGGACCUUUUGUCCUGCAUUCCGUUGUCAGAGCAGACAGGCAUAUAUAUGAAACUAGUAAUAGAAUAUAAGGACAACCGAAUCCCCCAUCCAUUUGAAUAUACUGCUUCCCAAACUGGUUAGUUAGGCAUAAUGACUAGCAGCCAUAGUUUAACAACCAUGGAUAUAUAAAAUCAUUUUUAUAAGUAAUCUAUGUUGGUAACAAAUUGGUUCAUCUUUUGUUUGAAAAUUCCAUGUUUUCAUUUAGUAUCUAAUUAGUUAAGAUAUCAUUGAACUGGGCUUGACUUCUGCUAGAUAAAUACACAAACGUUCCAUAUCUCAACUUGCGUUUAAUAAUAACAUGCACAUGAUCCAGGCACAACACUGCAGCAAGCUAUAGUCACAUGGUCACCAUUUGAAGCCUUCCCUGCCAGCUUUUCACAAGUAAAGUCAAUAGGGGAGGGGGCAGGGAAAGUCAUAUUGCUCCUAUAAGUCACUCCUACCACUUUUUCUCCCAAGGACACCCACUAUGGAGUACAAGAUCCCAGGGAUUCUCUGCCUGCCCACACGCCAUAGCAGCCCCUUCCAGCGAACCUGUAUCUGUAGGGCCUGGCUGCAGCCUCUACCAGCCCGCCAAUGCUCAGAUGUGCCCACCUACAGCCAGCCAGCCAUGCUUUGCAGUGUCCAGCUACAGCAUCCCCCCAUGAUCCAUAGUGUCUGCCCAUGGCACCCCUUCAAGAUACAUGCACCACUACCCCAUGCACCUUGCUUAAGACUCCCAUCUUUUCCCAAUUAGCAACCUGAAGUUAUGAUGGCAACUGGGACUGCCAGGAUGGCUGUCACUAAGCAAUGAGGUCACAUGACAUUGAGGUUUAUGACUGCAUCAUGUAGCGAUGGAAAUUCUUGCCCCAAUUGCCACUGUAACCCAAGGACUACCUCUAUCUUGCAAUAAGAGUUUAGGUGACUUUGACCCUUUGAUAGAUUCUCUUCAUUCAAAUCUCUUCUGUUGUUGAGUGCAACAGAGGAACAGAAUCAAUCAAAGAAAUCAAAUGGGCAGAAAGGGAAUUGUAAGUAGAAGUUUAGAGGAGGAUCAGUUACAGCUGCACUUUUUAAAAACUUUUUAGCCUAAACAUCUCUCUCUCAUACAGAAGAAAUCACCAUCUAUCAAUAUCAUUGAAGUAUAGCUGUUGCCACACAGGCUUGAAGCACUCCAGAAGGCUGCUGGAACAUUGCUGGGCCCUGGGACUGGCUCUUCACCUGCAUGCAAAGAAUUAAAGCUUCUUGCCCUGAAGGAGGGAUCUGCAUGGAGCCAGCUGCCAAGACAAGGUGCAUGUAGAAGCUGGCCUCUAACUAACCUCUCGUCCUGAAGUUAUAAUAGAAACAAGUCUGGGCCGCAAGGAACAGCCAGCUGCAGAAGCCUUCAAACCAGCAGCAGGAAGCACUGGGAAGUGCUAACCUGGGAACAGACUUCAGUGAAGACUUCCUUCCUGCUGACAUGGGAAGCAGCAUUAUACUGGGCCACAUUUUCUUUCAACCCUGAAUGAGAACCUAAAGCAUGGCCUGCAGUCCUAAAACCCAGGCUCCAUGUCUCCAGCAAGUGGCAGAGAAACAAACUGCAUCUUGAAAUGAAUGAUGGAUACAAGGAUCACAAAGGUUUUCAACCUAUCCAGUAGUCUGCUUUCAUCAAGGAGUGGAGAAAAAGAUGAACUCUAGAUUGUCCUUAUCACCCCAUCCCAACCAUUAGUGAGAAUUUAAUUCCAGAGCCUAUUCAGAGAAUACGUUACUCUGAAGAGCAGUAGAAAGAAGCAGCAUCAUUGUGAGCUUCUAGAGUUACCUUCUCUUUCAGAGUACUUACCACCUACUAUCAGAAUUGCCAUAAACUAUCAGUUCUUUAUAAAGUUGUUUUGCUCCUGUAAUCUCCCUUGUGCCAUACAAUGUGCCAAAUAUCCCCAAAUCUAUACCCCAAUUGAGAAGGCUAUUCCUUAUUCCUGUGCCUCUAUCCCUCACCAGGACCACAAAGAGAGGAGCUGAAAGAAUGUCGUCUUACAUACUAGGGGAAGAGCCACAUUUAUACAACAUUCUCACCAGCUAGCAUUUCCUAUUUGUAACAAGCUCUUAGUCAAAUUGGUAAUGCCAGCAGAGAAUCAGAUCUCAUUCCCAAAACCAAGCCUGAAACCAGGAAGCAGCCACAUGAAUCACCGGUGGCACAGAAAUACCAGCAGCAUUCCUUGUCUUCCAAGAAUCCUAGCCAUUCCCUAGCUAAGAGUAUUGCGCUCUAGACAGUAGAGCAGGGCGUGAUUACAUAGGAGACUAGAAGAGCUAUGGAACCAGCACCCAUUUAUCCUUCACAUGUUACUGACUGUAGGGUCACGCAAAUGUGCCAUUCAGGUAUUUUCCUAUAAAAAAUGCUGACACACAUGAAAAAUGAGGCAGAAUUGCCUUGUACAUUGGUAAGAGUGAAAAUUUUCACUGCUGGUGAAUUCUCUAGCCAAUGGUCAUAGCUGAGCUGGUAUCUGAAAUCAUAUCAACAUUUACAUUUAACAAAACUAAGCCAAUUGCAUUGCCCUAACACAGAGAACAAUCACAUACUGCUUUUUAUAGCAUUGAAGCCACAGAUAUAUAUAGUUAUCCCCUCUUUUGGCUACAACAUACUGAAAACAAAACCUAAGAAAUAAAAUCCACAUCUGCAUUUACAUAACAGACACCCAAAAUAACCAACAUUUCAUCCCGAUCAUUUAUACAAAGUCAUAUUAGUUUGUGGUUCAGCAGGAAGAGCAAACCCGCAAAAUGAGACUGAACCACAGUUUGCUCAGUCAUGGAUAAUCAUAUUUUUAGAAUGUAUUUAAUAUUAGAAUCAAAUAACUUUUAUUUUCAAAAGGCAGGAGAAACUUUUGGCUUUGGCUAUGAGGGUCUCCCUAAAACAAGUUUCAAAACUAGAAAAAAAAAAAGAUACAUUCAUUAUAAUGACCAUACUUGUGUGCACACACUCUUCUCUAGGAAUUGCUUCAAACAGACCAGCUGAAAUGUAUUGUACAAGAUGUGGGGGGGGGGGAAUUGCUUGGUCCACAACAUACGUUUUAGUCCCAAACAGCUUGACCGAGCAUCUCCUUUUUGGCCUCAAGUAAUGAGAAUGACUUGAAAUCAAGAGUUGAUAAGGAUGUUCAUUAACAAACCCCAUUCAUUGUUUUAUUUCUUCAAAGUACCCAGUAACAUAUAGUAUAUACAAUUUCUUGAUCCCCUCCUGGAAGUAAGUGUCCGUGCUGAGACUAGAGGAUUUAUCAGAACUCUGAAAGAUCCGUAAGUUUCCUCUCCUGAAAAGACUCAAAAGACUGCUACCAAAGAGGAGCAAUUAGAGAGGGAAUGCAGAAAGAACUCACUGAAGAAGAAUCUGCUUAGAGACACUAACAAAGACCAAACAAUUUCAUUUCAUGUAGACCAAGAGAUACCAUGACACAGUCAAAGGCCAGGUGCUGCUUCUGCCCCUCCAUCAGAAUGGUCAAGAAAAUAG